This is a messenger RNA of Aaosphaeria arxii CBS 175.79, 997 nucleotides long. RefSeq lists its product as uncharacterized. The record is from RefSeq and is a predicted model, not a curated record. The coding region runs from base 212 to 916 and encodes 234 amino acids. Lineage: Eukaryota; Fungi; Ascomycota; Dothideomycetes; Pleosporales. The transcript has 3 exons.
AGUGUAUGCCGGGCCAGCAGCGGAGGCAAUAGAGGCACCGAAUCCAAGGACGAAACGUCCACCGAUGAAUUGACCCAUCGUAUUGGCGGAAGUCUGAACUCCAGUACCAACCAGAACCAACAAGCAGCCAACCAAGAUGCACACUCGGCGGCCGUAUCCGUCGGCAAAGAAACCACAGAAUGGGAAUGCAGCAAUCUGUCCAAGGUUGUAGAUGAUGAAGAUAAUUCCGGUCGAUGAACCCUCGCCGCUCAAACCGAAGGAUUUCUGGUAUCCUAAGAGAGAGGAUCAGUAUCCAGCAAUGGCGAAUGAACGACGAUACCGACCAAUCCCCAUGAUGAAGUACAACUGCAUCAUGUUCCGAGAGAGAAGAUUGGGCUUCUGGGCCUCAACGGCAGCCGCUUUGGUACGUCAGUAUGUGAUCGCAAGUUGUUUACAUUGUACACUGACCAAGGCCAACCGAUGCCGCGUUCACCUCCUUGACUUGCGUGGCGCCAUGAUGAGCAUCAUCACUAAUGGCACUCGUCUGGUGCGUAACAUUGUACUCGUUUUUGUCCAUGUUGAACAAUCUUUGCACACCCGGGCGACUGGUUCAUUAUAUAUGCCACCCUGUCUUGCAUCUUCACCCCAGACAAACCCUAGAAAACCUGGAUAUGCCCUCCGCAUUUUACUAGCCUAUUUUCCUGAUGAUCAUUCUUCCUACAAAGUGCCGCACAUUGGGCCGACGUUCACACCACGCUUUGGAAAGGGGCCAACGCUUUGCUUGCGGCGAUGGUACCAAUUCAAGAAAACCAUCCCCUACAAAUGGCCAAAUCUUUUCAGCAACAUUGAACGGGCUAGUUCUACGCUCGAGCUGGUUGAAACAAGCUCCAGGGUAAGGUUCCUGAUACAGAGCGGACAGCGGAAGAAUUCCCAGUAGCGAGUAGCGCAGAGACGGAAAAGGAGAGGCUCCAACGUCUAUCCUGAAUCAAUUGUUCAAAUUUUUGCGUUUUGGUCGAGU